Molecule: messenger RNA, 545 nt
Organism: Bipolaris sorokiniana ND90Pr
Lineage: Eukaryota; Fungi; Ascomycota; Dothideomycetes; Pleosporales; Pleosporaceae
Exons: 1
Source: RefSeq, a predicted model, not a curated record
GCUUUCUGUCAGACGUUUGUUCAAUGGGUGCCUGUUAUCCCGCGAUUUCGUUUUAGUAGCUAUGGGCGAGAGAUCCUUGUAGUCUGUUUGGAAAGGGCCGAGUUGAGAGCGGAGUAUGUAUCUCCGCGGCGAAACAGGAAAGAUAUGAGAAGUUGGGCUAAGAAAGGGUAGAAGGAGCGGAGGGAAGGGUGUCACGUCGGGUAGGGCAGAUAGACGGAACGUAUGAGAAGUGGGCUGUUUUUUUUUCUUUCUGGGUUUUUUUUCUUCUCCUUACAAACUAGAAUGUGAGAAAGUGGUUCUAUGUUGAGAGACUCGGAAUCAGUCAGAUCCGAACGAGGAGUCCGCAUCUCACCCUUCCCCCACUCUUCCUUAUUCUCCUUCUUCUCCUCUUUGCUUAGUAGUAAAACCCAACCAGGCAGAGAUAGAACAAGAGAAGUCGGUGUAUACCUCACACCCACAUGUACAAGCCCAUCCCAUCAUCUCCACUGCAUAUAUACACUCCUCUAUCCAUACACCGCGGCAGCAAUAGCAGUAAAAGAAUCCAC